Molecule: messenger RNA, 2155 nt
Organism: Ciona intestinalis (vase tunicate)
Lineage: Eukaryota; Metazoa; Chordata; Ascidiacea; Phlebobranchia; Cionidae
Source: RefSeq, a predicted model, not a curated record
AACUCCCUUUUUUCUGCAGUUGAUUAUAGGUACAUGGUGAUCAUGAGGAGUUAAGUAACAGUUUUAAAACACUGGAACACACAUCAUGUCGCGGAGAAAUAUUAAGAACUGCCGUUUGCGGUUCUGUGUUAUUUUGGUUUCUAUACCGUCGCUGCUUAUACUACUGUACAACUGGGGAGAUGAGCUACAAAGUAGAAGUGGUUUACAAGAUAUAAUACAAUAUGAUAAAAACUCAGUUGCGGAAAUCUUACCAUUGAAGACAGAGCGGACAACAUCGGCAACUUACAUUCCGACCAAACCAUUCGACCAUUCCGCACCUGCCCUACCCCGACCCCCGAACCGACAGCUUGGUAUUGGGGAACGUGGAGAUCCCGUCGUACUUGGCAACCUUACUGAUGAUGAAGAAGCCAGACAGGCUGAGUUAUGGGAAUUAUAUGGCGUAAAUCAAUUUCUUAGCGAGAAAAUCUCACUACAUAGAGGCCUUAAGGAGUUUCGACACCCGUUAUGCAUUGAAAGGCCGCCGUUUAAUUACACACAACUUCCAAACGCAUCAGUUAUCAUUGUGUUUUAUAACGAAGGAUGGUCAACAUUGUUAAGAACUAUCUAUAGUGUGCUACAUAACACACCAGAUAUUUUGUUGACAGAAAUUAUUCUGGUGGAUGACGGCAGCUCAAUACAAAACCUGGGCAAACAACUUCACGAUUACGUCAUAAAACUGCCGAAGAUCAAAUUAAUUCGAACUGCAAGGAGAGAAGGCCUAAUGAGAGCUCGACUCCUUGGACUUGCUCAAGCAGUAGGAGAGGUGAUUGCGUUUGUUGAUUGUCAUUGUGAAGUAACACACGGCUGGUUGGAGCCUUUACUGGAAGCCAUAUCUUUGGACAAAACAGUUGUUGCCAUUCCAGUUACUGAUGAUAUUGAUUCAAAAACAUUCCAACAUGGAUGUGUGGCGGUUCAAUGAAGGUAUUUCCCUGCUCACAUGUCGGGCACGUAUCCCGUGACCACAACACAUACUCACGUGCCCCUUUUUGGAAAAACGUGAUGCGACUCGCUGAAGUUUGGUUGGAUGAUUACAAGAGGCAUUUCUACGUUCGAGUUCCACUCUCUGAGCGAAACCAAGAUGUUGGCGAUGUCACGAAAAGGAAAGAGCUCCGACAGAGACUGAAUUGUCACGACUUUAAAUGGUAUCUUGACAACGUCUUUCCUGAGCAGUUCGUACCUGAGGAUAGACCUGGGUUCUAUGGACCGAUUGAAAGUGUAUUGCUUAAAGAUAAUUGCUUGGACGUGAGCUUUGAUGCUACGAAUCAAGCCGUUGUUCAAAUGUAUCAAUGUCAUGGUAUGUCGAACCAGUUUUUUGAAUACACCUCGAAGAACGAGAUUCGUUAUAAUCAAAUCAGCGAGAAAUGCCUAGAUACAAUUGGUGAUGACGUCAUAACUCAGGAGUGCACAUCAGACAAAAUGAUGAACAGUGACACUCAGAUCUGGAAGUUUGAUUUGGGUGGAACUAUAAUAAACCAAGCAACCGGGAAAUGCAUAGAAGCUUCUCAACAACCAAAUCUAAUUUACAAAGCUGUGUUGAGGACAUGCAAUCCACAUUCAGAUUCUCAAAAGUGGAAAUUCUGGAGAUAGUGCUUAGGGUACUCUAAACUUAAGUUAGCAGCCAUAUACCAUCUCCGCGAGGGCUAUAUGUUUCUACCACAACGUAUACCGUACUCAGACCUGCUAAACAAAUCUUGUUGGGUAUAAAUCACUAUAGUAUUCAAUAAAAUCAGGUUAGUUUGUUCGUUAAAACCGGAAGACCGACAGUCGAAGGUGGGAUUAGAAUUUCAACCGAUGUACUUAAAUUACACAAUGCUGUAUGUUUAUUACAAGGAGUAUUUGGAUGUUCUUAUUGUGUAAUAACUUUGAUCUUGUCGAAAGUUUAGGUUACAAACCUUGUAGAAGCAAAAUCAACUGAAUGACGAUGAACACCAAGUUAAAACUUUAUUUAAUGUUUGUUUUCGGUGAUCAACAAAUUAUGUUGCAUUUUCAAGAUUAUUACUGUACUGCGCAAAUAGGUAUGUAUUGAAUUGUUUCAUACCUGUGUCCUUGUUUCAUGACUUCCUUAAUUUCGUAUUUUGCACAACUGCUUUCUAUAUGAAUACACAACUUGUUAUGU